AGCCCACACAGGGACACUCUUUCCCCUGGAAGAUUCUGUACAGGACCGCGCCACUGCUCCAGGUGUAAAAAUGCCCAGAGAGUUCACCGAGGAGGAGCUGGAGGAGGUCCGACUGGCUUUCAACAAUGUGGACGUGGAUGGCAACGGGUACGUGACAGCCUCAGAGAUUGCAGGGCUCUUUCAGGAGCUGGGAAAACCGAUGCCCGGGUACAAGAUCCGAGAGCUGCUAGAGUCUCUGGACAGGGACAAAGACAGUCGCAUUAGCCUGGAUGAGUUCACCGAAAUUUUCCGUGAUGUUAAAGAUAACACAAUGGCCUCUGCGUUUAAAAGUGCUCUGAAACAGAAAGAGGGAAUCGUCUCCAUCGGAGGAACCAGCGAAAUCUCCAGUGCUGGGACUACACACACUAUUGGAAUGGAAGAGCGUCAUGCUUUUGCAAACUACAUAAACGUGAGUCUGAAGGACGAUCCAGACUGUUCACAUUUACCCAUCGACCCCAACAAUGACUCACUCUUUAAGGCUGUCUCCAAUGGGAUUAUUCUAUGUAAGCUGAUAAACCACUCCGUUCCUGACACCAUCGACGAGAGGACGAUUAACAUUGAGAAACUGACUGCUUUUACCAUCCAGGAAAACUUGAAUCUGGCGCUGAACUCUGCGUCUGCAAUCGGAUGUCAGGUGGUGAACAUCGGAGCCUCAGACCUGAAGGAGGGAAAACCCCACUUGGUGCUGGGGCUGCUCUGGCAAAUCAUCAGGAUCGGGCUGUUUGCCAAUAUAGAAAUUAGCAGGAACGAAGCACUGGCGGCCUUGUUGCAGGAGGGAGAGACAUUGGAGGACCUGAUGCGCCUGAGCCCAGAAGAGCUUCUGCUGCGAUGGAUGAACUUUCAUCUGAAGAAAGUUGGAAUCACCGUCAACAACUUCUCCUCUGACGUCAAAGACUCUGUGGCGUAUUUCCACCUUCUCGAGGCAAUUGCUCCAGAUGGCAGCCAAGAAGACGAGCCCAAAAUUGAUAUAGACAUGAAUGGAUGUUAUCUUGGGGACAAUACAAAGCGAGCAGAGAGCAUGCUGGUGGAGGCAGACAAACUGGGCUGUCGACAGUUCGUUACCGCGGGUGACGUGGUAAGCGGGAAUGCCAAACUCAACAUGGCAUUCGUCGCUACGCUGUUCAACAAAUACCCAGCCUUGACCAAACCGGAAAACCAGGACUUCACUCUUGAGAGUGAAACGAGAGAAGAAAGGACUUUCAGAAACUGGAUGAACUCACUUGGAGUCAACCCGCACGUCAACCAUUUGUACGGUGAUAUACAGAGUGGCUUGGUGAUCUUCCAGCUUUAUGAGAAAACCAAGGUUCCUGUAAACUGGGACAGAGUGAACCGCGGACCUUUCAAACAACUUAUUGGUGGAAACAUGAAAAAGGUGGAGAACUGUAACUAUGCAGUGGAGCUGGGCAAAACCAAAGCUGGAUUCUCAUUGGUUGGAAUUGGAGGAGAAGAUAUUUAUAAUGGUGUCCAAAAUCUAACGCUAAGUCUGAUCUGGCAACUCAUGAGAAGAUACACUUUGAACGUCCUAUCAGAUCUCGGUGAUGGUGAAGUGGCUGGUGAGGACUUAAUCGUGUCAUGGGUGAAUGAGACUCUACAGGCAGCAGGAAAAAGCUCAUCAAUCAAAAGCUUUAAGGACUCAGGGAUCAGCAGCAGUGAGCCCAUAGUGGACCUAAUCGAUGCCAUCCAGCCCUCCAGUAUCAACUUUGACCUGGCUAAAAGAGGAGAUGAUCUGACGGAUGAAGACAAGCUGUCCAACGCCAAAUAUGCGAUCUCUAUGGCCAGAAAAAUCGGUGCCAAAGUUUAUGCUCUGCCUGAAGACAUAGUGGAGGUGAACCCCAAAAUGGUGAUGACCAUCUUUGCUUGUCUGAUGGGACGAGGUAUGAAGAAGGUCUAAACCAGGUGUACACCAGAUCAAACUAGGUCUAAACCAGGUCCAAAACCAGUAUAAACUGGGUCAAAACGAUAUCUAAUCCAGGUCUAAACAAGGUCUGAACCAGAUCUAUACCAGGUCUAAACUGGGUUUAAACCAGGUCUAAACCAGGCCUAAACCAGGCCUAAACCAGGUCAAAACUAGGUCUACACCAGGUCUACAUCAGAUCUAUACCAGGUCUAAACCAGGUCUAAACCAGGUCUAAACCAGGUCUAAACCAGGUCUAAACCAGGUCUAAACCAGGUCUAGACCAGGUCUAGACCAGGUCUAGACCAGGUCUAGACCAGGUCUAAACCUGGCCAAAAUGAGAGCUAACCUAAAUAUAUUUUUACAUAUUUCAAUUUCUAGGAUUUUCUUUGCAUUUCAUAACUGAGGUAUGAAAUUGAGACCGCUGGAUUCCAUACAUAGAUUUGGUCAUGUCCUUAAAGACAAGGAGGUGCCAGAUCCUCCACCCAAAAUGUUGCAUAGUUAACCUUUAAAAUAUACUAAUUUCUCUGUCUUGUCCACAUUGUGUUUUCAAAAUUACAUUACAAACUAGAUUUUAUUAACUUGUCAUUCAAUCUUUUAAUACAUUAGUGGAUGAAUGUGUAGCCUUAUUUUUUUAAAUAGGCCAUACUGAAUUAAAUACUUAUUAGAUCCCAAGGAGCACUUUUUUGUGUUUAUCAAACUGAGCAAAUGGUCAAUUUCCUGCCUAACUGUGAUACUAUCAAUACAAUACUGCUUACUAUCAAACAAGGGAUGUCUAAUAAAGUUUUUUUCAGAA
Molecule: messenger RNA, 2729 nt
Organism: Periophthalmus magnuspinnatus
Lineage: Eukaryota; Metazoa; Chordata; Actinopteri; Gobiiformes; Gobiidae
Product: plastin-3-like
Exons: 16
Coding region: 71-1930 (619 amino acids)
Biological process (GO): actin filament bundle assembly; actin filament network formation
Cellular component (GO): actin filament bundle; actin filament; cytoplasm
Molecular function (GO): calcium ion binding; actin filament binding
Source: RefSeq, a predicted model, not a curated record